CGCGUGUGUUACACUGAGAGGUGUCCGUCCAGAAGGAGAGUCAUGGCAUCUUCAGAUCUCUUCAAAACUUUAUUAUACACACUCAACAAUCUCCUGCAACAACACAAAUAUAAAUCUGCUCUGGCAGUCGUCAAAGGCUUCAGGAAUGGAGCUGUGUAUGGGGCUAAAAUCCGUGCCCCUCACGCCCUAGUGAUGACGUUUCUGUUCAGAAGUGGCAGUCUGAGAGAGAAGUUGAGGGCGAUCGCUCAGGCCACGUACACUCACUCCAGGAAUCUGGCCUGCUUUGUGUUCACGUAUAAAGGUCUGCAGGCGCUCCAGCAGCGUUUACAGGGAAGACCGCUGCAGACGCACUCGUUCCUCGCUGCCUGUGUUGGUGGCUGGCUGGUGUUUGGAGAAAAUAACAACAUCAACAGCCAGAUCAACAUGUAUCUCCUGUCCAGGAUUCUCUUUGCUUUGUCUCGUCUGGCCGUGGAGAAAGGCUUCGUCCCGCAGCCCAGGAAAGACCCGUUCCCGCUGUUUGGCGCUCUGGUGUGGGGAAUCGUGCUCUGGUUGUUUGAGUAUCAUCCUCACACGCUUCAGCCCUCGCUCCAGUCCUCCAUGAACUACCUCUACCACGACAGCAACACGUGGCAUGACAUUUCAGACUUUCUCAUCUAUAACAAACCAAAAACCAAAUGAGAUACUGACGAGUCUGAGCUCUUGCAUUAAACCAUAGAAUCUAGGAAUCGAACGUUUCACAGAGCUAUAUAACAUUGACCGUUCUCUAAACUGUGCUGCUCACAUGUCACAGGCUGCGCUGAAUGACUUCUCUGCACAUUGUCUAGAUUAUGUUCGCUACGCUUUAAAUGAGAUUUACACGUCAUGAUAACUUUGUUAAACUUACAAACUCAUUUAAAUUCUCUCAAAAACUAUUUCAGGCCACAUUUCAUCCUAAAGCAAGUAUUUUGCUUGGAGCAUUACAUUUAGUAUAAGGAAAAUGUUUAAUUUUAGGACCAUGCUGGUUAGUUUCUCUAAG
Messenger RNA from Carassius carassius (crucian carp), 1015 nucleotides. Its product is annotated as peroxisomal membrane protein 4-like. Bases 43 to 678 code for a protein of 211 amino acids. Gene Ontology annotation, cellular component: peroxisomal membrane. NCBI's taxonomy places the organism in Eukaryota, Metazoa, Chordata, Actinopteri, Cypriniformes, Cyprinidae. The transcript is spliced from 4 exons. The record is from RefSeq and is a predicted model, not a curated record.